Symbiodinium pilosum is the source of this 1575-nucleotide messenger RNA. The record is from the annotation of a GenBank genome assembly. Lineage: Eukaryota; Dinophyceae; Suessiales; Symbiodiniaceae.
AUGCCAAUGUUGCAACAUGCAACCGGAGAAGGUCAAAGCUCGGCAUGCUAUCAGGAGCUGUCUGGGUCCAGGUCUGCCAGGCAACGUUUUACAGUGGUUGGGCUUGGAAUCGCCUUUGGGGCCUCUCUAUGCUUCGGCUGUUUCAUCACAUACAAAUUAGGGCACAACAGCCGCUUGAAUACCCGCGUGGAGCAUGGACCAAGGGGUUCGAUGCCGGUGGUUUUGGUGGAUGGGCAACGCUACCAGGCCGUUCAAUAUUUGGGUAUGAACUUAUUCACUGCGCCCGGCACGGAAGUGGAUGGCUGCUUUGACUUCGGCUCGAAGAUGGAUCAGUGUUACUUGGGAAGCAGUAUAGUUCGUGAUGAUGUUGCCAGACGGACAGAGAUUAUGAUUGAAGCCAUCGAGAGAGCCUUUGCAUCGGAACACUGGGACCGCAGCCCCAGCACAUUGAAAAUUGUUCUGCUGCCUGAGUUCUUUUGGCGAGGUAAGCAAGGGGCCUACAGGAUAGAGCCAGGGCUAGAAAAUGUGACGCACCCCACAGCUCACUGGAUUUUUCACCGCUUUGCACAUGAACGCUUCAAGCACUGGCUGAUCAUUGACGGCACAGUGGUCAUGGCACAGGCUGCUGACGAACGGUACGUGCGCAUGUCUCAAAGACCAGACGAGAAUGUUAGCUACUUCAACUUUGCCCCAGUUCACGUCGGAGGAACCAAUUUGACGUACUUGAAAUUCAAGCGCUUUAUCAGCGGGAUUGAUUUUAUACGCGCACGCCCAGAAGGGUCACGGAUGGUGCCGGCACCCGCGCGUAACUCGCGCGACUUCUGCAGGAAACACCCGAACUCCAAUGGCUGCAUAUACAGACGCCUUUCAGAGGCGCUGUUGAAGCGUCUUGGCUUCGGCCAUGACAUUGAGCUGCCUAACGGCCUGCUCACAGUCGGAGGCUUGAAGAUCGGCUUAGAAAUCUGCCUGGACCAUGCGAUGGGAGUCCUUUGCAAUGGCACGCUUGCACAGGACGAGCUUGUGGACGUGCAGCUGGUUGUUUCCGCAGGCAUGAACAUUGCCUCCGGUCCAGUUUGUACACGUCCUGGAGGACCAAUCUUUCUCGCAGAUGGCUUCGCAAGAACUGAGGUCAGUCUGAAUCUCUUUGGGCGUGGCCGUGCUGCAGCCCGAACUCCAGCCCACGCCCACCGCUUCAAUGUGGGAAUUGAUUAUGGCGCUGAUGUCAUGGUGUCGAUGCAGCAGUGGAUUGCUGACACGAUCUACAAUAUUACGGGAACCGGCUUUGGAACACGGUUUCCGGGCCUUGCCACCCUCCCUGGCGGCAGCUUCAGCGCCGGGUCUACUGGCAUACCCUUCAAACAGAUCCCGGCGCUGGGUGACAACUGGAAGGACCAGCUUGAAGGAUUCUAUCUCACCGGCAACUACAGGGAAGCUCAGCGCAUGCAACGGUCUCUCGAGAAGGCGAUGCACAAGCUUGAGAGCAAGGAUGGCCUGGACAUUUCAAGCGCCGUCCUGGAGCCGAAAAUAUUUCCAACUAUGGACAUCUACGGUCCAUUCAAAGUGCCUGGCAGCUGA